Molecule: messenger RNA, 2339 nt
Organism: Cladophialophora immunda
Lineage: Eukaryota; Fungi; Ascomycota; Eurotiomycetes; Chaetothyriales; Herpotrichiellaceae
Exons: 1
Coding region: 226-2088 (620 amino acids)
Source: RefSeq, a predicted model, not a curated record
CCCGUCCGUGCAGAGACUGCGCAGCCCACUGUGCUCGACUUGACAAUUCUAAAACAUGAGCUCUCCCUCCAGCAUCGGCCAUCUUCCUAGGCAUGACUCUGCCAUGCAGCCUGGCUUGCGUUCCUCAAUAUAUCCCGUGAGAGGUGACUGGAGACCUCCUUGACUUUCCCAAGCGAAGGCCCAGGAACUAUCUUCCGGAGACGUCCUUCUCGCAAAGAGCACACAAUGGCCAACGCAUCGGACGUCAUCACCUACAUCGGCGUCCCGCUGGCCGUCCUAGGUGUCCUUCCCAUCCUGUACACAUUUAUGCUCGCUAUCCUUACACAGCGCCGGAUCCGCGCCGCCCUCGUCCACCACGGCCAUAGACCUGUGAGCACAACGCGCCCGCACGAUGGCUUCACCAUCCGCAGCUCCCCAAUGACCAGUCUUAUCGAAGUCGAGUUACCUCGCUACACUAUCGCCCCUCUUGAGCGCGGAAAUGAGGAAUACUGGAAAACCACGGCCGAGGGAAGAGAGGCGCCAGAAGAACACCACCAUCUCCUUACACUGGAUCGUGCAGAAAGCACCCUGUCCAUGAUCGAAGAAGGGCGCGUCCGUGGCUUUUUGCGAGGCGGCAGCUGGCGGGGCUUCCACUGGAAGAAACUCAUUGUUGGCAAAAGAUUGUACAGAAUCCAAUACGAGGACGAAUUGAGGGAACCCCCUGCAGAAGUGAGCUUUGAGGAUUUGGUAGUGUUCUUGCUGGAUUGGGGUGCUGUGCCAGAAGGGAUGGGCUGGGAGAAAUUGAGGAGCGGUGGGUUAUGGACGCCGAGCGGGACGGUGUUGCUGAAGAAACCCGAGGAUGACGGUGCCGAUGGUGACGAAGGCACUAAGAAACGAGGAAGGGGCGUCGACUGGGUGCUGCGAACAAGUAUGCCUGAUGAGAGUGAUGGGAUACUGAGUCUAACAAUACGAUGGACGCGAGACGAAGCGACCUCCGUCAGAGACAUGAGAGGGGCGGAAAGCUUACCUCCCGGCUGGGGACGAUUGACUCAGCCUGCCUUGCUCGAAGCCAAUGAAAAACGGAAAGAAAAUGAGAAAGACUUACCUACGCGGAUCGAGGGCUUGAAGUCGGCAAACAAACACAGCAUGGACAGCAGCAGCUUCCGGUUCCACACUGAAGAUAACCGCAUACAAAAACUCCUCUGGGAACAUAACAACAUCGAAACAGGCUUCGUUUGCGCCCCAUUCCGAAGAUACGAGCAAUCCUCGGCAGCGCUAUGGUUUACCUGUGCGGCAUCAGCGUUGCUCGCCCAUAAAAGCUCCACCAGCGGCGGUCUCUGGGCGUUCGAAACUCCCGCCGAGAUCAAAACCUUUGUCCGCAAAGACACGAUCCCGUGCGGUGUGAUGGUCCUUCUUGGCCUUCUCUCCGAAAACGACGCACCACAGUGGUCGUAUCAAAAAGAUGAUCAUAAUGACGGCAUGACGCUGGCACGGCAACACCAGCAAUGGCUUCAAGCUCGGCUCGCUGCAGAGAGACUGGAGGCCACCAUGCCCCCGGAACAAGCUCGGAUCCACAAGAUGAACCGGGAGUCGAACGAGAGACAGCAGCGGCACAAUGACAUGAUGACCUCCCUUGCCGCGAGGCAGGAAAGGGAAGAAAGGAAAGUCGUUGACGCGAUUGCGAGUCCGAGGAUGGACAUCAAGCGCGUCAGUGAAGCGUGCUUAACAUGGUUGAUAGAGAGGGGAGAAGUGGGGAAGGAAUGGACUGUGAACGACCUGGCCGAGGCUGUUUGUUAUCUGAUGGUGGUGGACUUACAGGAUCCAAGUCCACCCCAGAAGGAAGAAGGGAAAGUGGAAGACGAACAGAGCGAAGCAAUGAGAAUCAUCGGGAUCCUGGACGAAUGGAUGGCCUGGGCCACGGCUGGCGGGAUGAAGAAACAACAGUUCCGUCUGCUGGAGAAGGAAAAGGAUAAAGUGGCGUUUUGCCAUGCCGUCGCCCUUGUCGCGGUCGUGGCAGAAGCGAUGAGUUCGAACAAUGCGGUCAUGGGGAAGGUGGGCUCCGACAUGCUCGAGUGUAUGAGGUUGUGGCGGAAGGUUCGCCUAGGAUGAGUGAUGUGGGGGCUACGGGUGAGAUUAUGGACGACAUGGUUUGGGGGCAAGCCAAUGCAUUCUCUAGUCUCAGGACCUGAUCAAACGUUGGUACAAAGUAGGGAUGGUGUAGGGGGAGAGAGUCCUCGUAUCUGGCAGAUAUCCACCCCAAUCCCGCUAUACCUGAAGAAGCUAGAGCCCGGAAAUACCCCCAGGUGGAGAAUUUUCUUGGCUUUUUGGCAUCGCAUAUCAACCUCGGCUGCCACUUCGAC